This is a messenger RNA of Uloborus diversus, 420 nucleotides long. Its product is annotated as ATP-binding cassette sub-family F member 3-like. The coding region runs from base 1 to 420 and encodes 139 amino acids. Lineage: Eukaryota; Metazoa; Arthropoda; Arachnida; Araneae; Uloboridae. Gene Ontology annotation, molecular function: ATP hydrolysis activity; ATP binding. The transcript has 4 exons. The record is from RefSeq and is a predicted model, not a curated record.
AUGGGGGCUUACAUCAGUGUUCAAAUAGAGGUGCAGAGCCAGAAAGGUAAGCCUUCUGAAGAAUACCGAAGGCAGCUGGGGUGUUUUGGUGUCACAGGAGAUUUAGCCUUGCAGUCUGUUGCUAGCCUCUCCGGUGGCCAGAAAAGUAGAGUAGCUUUUGCAGCUAUGGCCAUGCUCCAUCCGCACUUUCUAAUAUUAGAUGAACCUACGAAUCAUCUUGAUGUGGAGACUGUAGAAGCAUUAGGAAUAGCUCUUCAACAUUUCACGGGAGGAGUAGUGUUAGUCUCCCACGACGAACAAUUAAUUGAACUGGUAUGUCAAGAAUUGUGGAUCUGUAAAAAUGGUUCCGUGUCAACUAUAUCAGGAGGAUUCUCGCAAUAUAGGAAGCUAGUUGAAGAUGAACUAGCUGCACAAACAUAG